GGGAGCCGGCUUGGGCCCAGGGGGAGGCUCGAGGCGUGAGGUGCUUCCGGCUUGGCGGGCGGUGCGUUCUGGCAAGAUGGCAGCGCGCUGCUGCUGAGCGGCCGGAGGGGUUUUUGACCAUCAGGUAAAAAUCAUACUCAAAGGCAAAUCAACAACCCUGUACCCAAUACAUAGAUAUUAUAAGUUGGGAUCCAUUAUGAAGAUCUUCUGUGGAAGGGCCAAUCCAACAACGGGUGCAAUGGAGUGGUUAGAGGAAGAUGAGGAUUAUGACUAUCAUCAGGAAAUUGCAAGAUCACGCUAUGCAGACAUGCUGCAUGACAAAGACAGAAAUGUGAAGUAUUACCAGGGUAUCUCUGCUGCAGUGAGACGAGUGAAAGAAAGGGGUGAGAGAGCAAUUGUUUUAGACAUUGGGACUGGCACAGGACUCCUGUCUAUGAUGGCAGUUUCAGCAGGUGCAGACUUCUGCUAUGCUGUUGAGGUUUUUAAGCCUAUGGCUAAUGCUGCUGUGAAGAUAGUGGAGAAAAAUGGCUUUAGUGAGAAGAUCAAAGUUAUUAAUAAGCACUCCACUGAAGUCACAGUUGGACCAGAUGGAGACAUGCAGUGUCGUGCAAAUAUCCUCAUAACAGAGCUUUUUGACACAGAGUUGAUUGGAGAAGGAGCUUUACCAAGUUAUGAACAUGCCCACAAAUAUCUUGUACAGGAAGGAUGUGAGGCAGUGCCUCACAGGGCAACAGUAUAUGCUCAGUUAGUGGAAUCCAAAAGAAUGUGGUCCUGGAACAAGUUGUUUCCCGUUCACAUCCAAGCAGAGGAUGACAAGAAAAUUAUUGUCUCCCCUUCAGAAAUGGAGAACUGUCCUGGUGUUUCCUCUGUCUAUGAUAUCCAACUGAACCAGGUGCCUUGGAACGACUUCACUAUUCUCAGUGAUGUUGUAACAGUGUUCAGUGUGGAUUUCAGUAAACAAGUAAGCAGUGCGUCUGCUUAUCAUAGAGUGGUGUUGAAGCCUGUAAAGUCUGGCAUGGCACAGGUGAUCUUCUCUUGGUGGGAUAUUGACAUGGAUCCCUCUGGCACAAUAAAAUGUACAAUGGCACCAUACUGGGCACAACCCACUUCUCUUGAUAUCCAAUGGAGAGACCACUGGAUGCAGUGUGUAUAUUUUCUUCCAAAUGAAAAACCUCUUCUUCAGGGUGAGAUUGUGUAUUUAACUGCCUGUCGUGAUGAGUAUUCUGUGUGGUACAAGCUUCAAAAAGCAAGAGAUAAAGAAGAUAAAACAGAUGCCCAUGUUGCAAGUCCUGUUUGUAGAUGUCAGGCUCACCUGCUAUGGAAUAGGCCACGUUUUGGAGAACUAAAUGAUCAGAACCGAACAAAUGAAUAUAUCAAGGCUUUGAAGAAAGUUCUGAAAACAGAUAGUGUUUGUCUCUGCAUCAGUGAUGGCAGUCUGCUUCCUGUGCUGGCUCACUAUCUUGGAGCACAGCAGGUGUUUACAUUGGAGAACUCUGCAGUAUCUCACUCUGUCAUGGAGAAAAUUUUUAAAGCCAAUCAUCUAGAAGAUAAAAUUAAAAUAAUAGAGAAACGUCCAGAGUUGCUGACCCCUUCUGAUUUAGAAAAUAAGAAGGUCUCUGUUGUUAUUGGAGAACCUUUUUUCACUACAAGCUUACUACCUUGGCACAACUUGUAUUUUUGGUAUGCCAGAACAGCAGCGGCUAAUCAACUCGUCAGAAACAUCACUGUCCUGCCACAGUCUGCUUCCCUGCACAUGAUGGUUGUAGAGUUUAAGGACUUGUGGAGAAUCCGAAGUCCAUGUCGUACUUGUGAAGGGUUUGAUGUUCACAUUAUGGAUGAUAUGAUUGGGAAUUCUCUGAAUUUUCGAGAGUCCAAGGAGGCAGAGCCUCACCCACUGUGGGAAUACCCUUGCAAAUCACUAUCAGAUCCCCAGCAGGUCAUGACAUUUGAUUUCAGACAGACUGUACCACAGCACCGUCUCAGCACAGAGGGUUCCAUGAAGCUGUUACGGACUGGAAAAAGCCAUGGAGCCAUUCUGUGGAUGGUGUAUCAUCUGACUGCUGACAUCUCAAUUAACACAGGACUUGUGCAGAUUUCAAAUGAAAAGGGCAACUGCCAAUGGAAUCCCCACUGCAAGCAAGCUGUUUAUUUCUUCAGUUCUGUAAUUGAACCGGAAGCUGUGGCUGACCCUUCUAGUGCUAUUGCAUACUCUUUAAGUUUUGACCCAAAGACGGGCAAGAUUGCCAUGGAUUUUAAGCUAUUGCCAUAAACAUUCUGCUUUUACUUAUAAUAUUUUUUCUAAAUUAUAGUAAAUACAUUAAUUGAAAACAUG
Molecule: messenger RNA, 2332 nt
Organism: Alligator mississippiensis (American alligator)
Lineage: Eukaryota; Metazoa; Chordata; Crocodylia; Alligatoridae
Gene: PRMT7
Product: protein arginine methyltransferase 7
Exons: 18
Coding region: 197-2269 (690 amino acids)
Biological process (GO): peptidyl-arginine methylation
Molecular function (GO): protein-arginine omega-N monomethyltransferase activity
Source: RefSeq, a predicted model, not a curated record